UCCACAUAAAAUGGCGGCGUCUGUAUAUGAAACGUGAAUGACAUUUGAGUGUAUGUAGGUAUGAAUUCGAUUCCUUAGUGUUAUUGGGCAAUCUAGAGCACUAUAUUUAAAAUAUUUACAACAUUUGUAGUUAUAUGACAAAUAAUAAUCAUCGUAUUGGUUAGUUGGUGUUCCGGGGAAGAGGCAGAACGUAUUGUUUGGGUUGAAGAUGUCAGCGCUGGGGAGUUUUUUGAGGGCCGGGGUGUCUUUUUGUCGUUCUACACUGCUUGAAUCAACGAGGCAUAUCUCCACAGGUGUAUGCAGAAGAAUCAGAAUGCAUUCCAUUCCACCGCUCAAAGUGACGGACAGGUGGACGGAGAAGCGCAGCAUGUAUGGUGUCUAUGACAACAUUGGAAUUCUGGGUGACUUCAAAGCCCACCCACGAGACUUGGUCGUGGCUCCGGUUUGGCUAAAGGGUUUCCAGGGUAACGAACUGCAGCGCCUCAUACGGAAGAAGAGGAUGGUGGGGGACAGGAUGAUGACGGCCGAUCGGCACAACCUUGAGAAGAGGAUCAAAUUCCUUUACAGACGCUUCAACAGAUACGGCAAACACAGAUGAUCAGUGUUCAGCACCUGAUGAACAGCUUUGAUCCGUCAUCGCACUUAACUCGCUAACUUACCACUCUCAGAAUGAUGUGUAAUUACAGUAUAGCUGGCCUCGGCUGUAGCGGUUGGCUUAGUAAAUGUUGGAUGAUGUCAUCUACUUUGGCUUGACCGAUAAGUUGAUGAUGUGGUGAAUGCUGUGCUAGUUAUUUCAAUUUUUUUCCUCCUUCUUUUUUUUUUUUAAAAACGUGAGGGAGGUUUAAAUAAACUGAAUUAAUAAAAUUGU
Molecule: messenger RNA, 868 nt
Organism: Anguilla rostrata (American eel)
Lineage: Eukaryota; Metazoa; Chordata; Actinopteri; Anguilliformes; Anguillidae
Gene: mrpl51
Product: mitochondrial ribosomal protein L51
Exons: 4
Coding region: 209-598 (129 amino acids)
Biological process (GO): translation
Cellular component (GO): mitochondrial large ribosomal subunit
Molecular function (GO): structural constituent of ribosome
Source: RefSeq, a predicted model, not a curated record